AAAUGAAUACAGCCAGUAUGUCACAGAACGUUCAUCUCGAUUAUUGGAAGUUGUGGAGGAUGCAAGGCGGAAGGAAGCUGAACAAGCAGAUAUAAGGCGAGCACUUGUAAACCAGUUGCACAAUGCCAAGGAAAUUUAUGUUACAAAACUAACACAGAUGCAACAGUUGCUUGGAGAGUUUGAGGGCAGUGAAACUCUAGACUCUCAAACUGAGACUAUGUUAAACCACACUGUGACCCAUGUGGAGGAUGUUCUACAUAGUGCCAUUCAGAAUGUUGCAACACAAACUCAACUUAAUGAAGCUCAAAAUUCUCUUCAGCAGAAACUCCGCUAUGUAGAUACGAUUACUCAAACUCUUUAUACAAAAAAAGAUGAAAAGGCGAAGUUAGAAGCUGAGAGAAUAAGUCGAGAAGCUGAAGAAGCAAAAUUGAAAGCUGCUGCACAGAUAGAAAUGGAAAAGCAAGAAGCUGCAAGAAAAGAGGAGCAAAGAUUAAUGAAUGAGCAAAGACAGGAGGAAAGUUAUGAAACAAUUACAGUACAGCUUGGGAAAAAGAGGAUGGCAGAGUUGGAGAUAAAAUUGGAACAAUUUUUGAAAUCUAAUGAGAAAGUGACUUCAUCCUACCCUGGUAGGGCGUAUGGAGAUACAGCGUGCAUUGGGCAUCAUCAACCAACUUAAUCUAACUGAUAACAGAGUCAACAGGGAGAAGUUACAAAAGAUAUUAGGCUUUUUAAAUGGUAGAGAAAUUGAACCAGGUAAAGGUUCAACAGACAAUAAUCCAAUUUUAAUUGCUUAUGCAAAGAAUCUGUCAAUGUCCAAUAUAGUGAAGUUAGGUCAUGAUAAACAAGAGGCUGGUGUUGCAGCGUACUCGUGGUUAUUGGUGAACAUUGUGACAGUUUUUCCAGAAAUGUGGGAUCUUUUCUUGUAUAAUAUUUUCACUGCAUGUCCAUAUUUGAUACCCAUGUACCCAUAUAAAGAAGAUGGACAAAGUGAAGAAGACCACUACAAAGCAAUAGGCAGGAAAAACAAUGAAAAAAUUGAUUUAUACAUUAUCGUAUGGGCAACUGGCGCUUAGAAUGUAUGGACUAGUUUUGGCCAUGAUAAAUAAGAAGGAUAAGAUUCCUGUAAAAGCUCCAGUGGUUGGGUGGGAGCUCUUAGCAAGACUUCCUUCUUUUCCACCUGUUUCUGGUAUUACUGCAGAACUUCUAAAAAACUUUAUAAUAUCUGCUGGCUCCAUCCUUCAGCAGGCUUAUGGUAAUCAGUUUAUUAAAAUAAUGAAUUACUUAAAUAAUGUAUAUCUGCCUAAGAUUGUGGAGAGUACAGUGGGUGGAGGAGCACAGGCUCAGAAUGCGCUGGAGAAUUUAAUGAGAAACUUUAAUGUCUCUCUCAACAUUCCGGAGGAUCUACUAGUUAACAAAUAUAAUUAGUCGUAUAACAAUGGCCUAGUGUGCAGUCCUGAGAGGUGACCAAUGUACUUUGGCGUGGUAGAAACAUUACUCUUGUAGGUAUUUAAUUACUUUUUAUAGUUCUAUUUACAUUAGAUGCUUUUAACACUAUGUGACAUAUUUGGAUACACACAUACUUAGUAUAAAACAUUGAAUGAUGCAGAUAACUUGUGUGAAACAAAUGACGUAUAAUGAAAAUUUCUUUCCAUAUUUGUUACUGACGUACAGUAGAGUCGGGAUAUAUCGGGAGAUAGGGUCCAAGGAUGUUCGCUUUAUACUAAAUCAUGAUAUAUAAUUACAUGUAAUCAAUGGGGAAAAUUGGGUUAGGUUCUGGAGGCAAAUAAAAGUAACUAAACUUGG
This is a messenger RNA of Homarus americanus (American lobster), 1803 nucleotides long. RefSeq names its product inner centromere protein-like. The record is from RefSeq and is a predicted model, not a curated record. Lineage: Eukaryota; Metazoa; Arthropoda; Malacostraca; Decapoda; Nephropidae.